Molecule: messenger RNA, 4236 nt
Organism: Xiphophorus hellerii (green swordtail)
Lineage: Eukaryota; Metazoa; Chordata; Actinopteri; Cyprinodontiformes; Poeciliidae
Product: melanopsin-A-like
Exons: 9
Coding region: 583-2238 (551 amino acids)
Biological process (GO): G protein-coupled receptor signaling pathway
Cellular component (GO): membrane
Molecular function (GO): G protein-coupled receptor activity
Source: RefSeq, a predicted model, not a curated record
UGGAGGAGAUGAACAGAUAGAAAGAGACGAGAGGUUAGAAGUCACUGAUUUAAGAGAUAACCAACGUCAAGCCACUGACUCACAGCUGGGAACACAGCUGGGUGUGAUGGCUGAAGAGGUUGCAGGCAAACACUGACUGGACUGACAGUGACAUUGUGGAGCGAGGGUCGGCUUUAUUGUGCUGGAAUGAAAUAAUAAUUUCAGUUCACGCAGUAUCAACAGGAAAUGCUUGAGGACUACACGUGGAAGAUCAGCUUUUGAACUGCACAGUAAAAUAGGAUUAAGAAAGUGGAGGCUACAGAAAUGAAAUGGCUUUAUCAGUUUGGCAACAAAUAUAGUGCAGAAAACUUUGGCUAAAUUUUGCAAAUUCUGGACAGAUGGAAUAGAAUGGGAGCAACCUGUGUGAUUGAAAAAUAAUUCAAGUAAACUCUAAAAAUUGGGACUUCAGGAUGCCAUGUAUCACCACCAAUACUAAAGCCAUGGAGGCUCAACACUGGCAGAAAGAAUGGGAUUACCAACUAAUAUAUACCUUCAAGUUGGAAAUCCUGCCAAGGUGUUUGAAUCAUCUGGAACAUUGAGAGUAUGGAGCCCGAGGAAGCGCACAGCAAGAGAAGCUUGUAUAGCAAGGUUGAUGUGCCCGACCAUGCUCACUAUGUCGUCGCUUUCUUCGUCUUUGUUAUUGGGACACUUGGCAUCACUGGGAAUACCCUGGUUAUGUUUGCUUUCUACAGCAACAAGAAGCUCCGUAAACUCCCGAACUACUUCAUUAUGAACUUGGCGGUGAGUGACUUCCUGAUGGCGUUCACACAGUCGCCCAUCUUCUUUGUCAACUGCCUCUACAAGGAAUGGAUGUUUGGAGACAUUGGCUGUAAAGUCUAUGCUUUCUGUGGUGCCCUUUUUGGUAUUUCUUCCAUGAUAAACCUUCUGGCCAUAUCGAUUGAACGGUAUCUGGCCAUCACCAGACCACUGCAGACAAUGCAGUGGGGUUCAAAACGGAGAACGAUUUUUGCCAUCUUUCUCAUCUGGUUUUAUUCUUUGGCUUGGAGUCUGGCUCCUCUCGUUGGCUGGAGCUCCUAUAUUCCAGAGGGACUGAUGACAUCUUGCACAUGGGAUUAUGUUACAUAUACAACAGCUAAUAGGAGCUACACCAUGAUGCUCUGCUGUUUUGUCUUUUUUAUACCACUGGGAAUCAUCUUUUUCUGCUAUCUUCGAAUGUUUCUAUCUAUCCGAAAGACUGGCAGGGAGGUUGAACGUUUGGGCACUCAGGUCAGAAAAACCACUCUUAUCCAACAAAGGUCCAUCAGGAGUGAGUGGAAAUUGGCAAAGAUUGCCUUUGUUGUCGUUGUGGUGUAUGUCCUCUCCUGGUCACCGUACGCCUGUGUCACAUUGAUUUCCUGGGCUGGCUAUGCCAACAUUUUAUCGCCAUACUCCAAGGCUGUCCCUGCAGUCAUUGCAAAGGCAUCAACAAUCUAUAACCCAAUUAUCUAUGCCAUUAUACACAACAAAUACAGGAUGACUCUGGCAGAAAAGGUGCCCUGUCUGUGGUUUUUGUUUCCGGCUCCCAGAAAGGAAUGCCUGUCCUACUCCAUCAGCGAAUCCUCUAUGAGGGAUUCCAUCAUCAGCAGACAGUCCAACGCUUCAUGCACUCAUUUUAUUAAUGCUAUGCCCAAACGCUUUGAUACGCAGAUGUUGAAGGAUAUGGAGAUGGAACAUCUGGGGAGGAAAUCAGGAGGUUCCUUCAGAAACAUGUCAUCAUACAGGCAGUCGGACAGAGGCAGGUCCUAUAAGAGGCCAUCAGAGCAGAAAAUAAAUAAAUACACACCAGAGAAGCAACCACCUACUAUGAGUGAUCCACUUAGCACCUGCGACCCUGACCUGGUUUCCAACUCUCUGACUAUUGCUACUCUACCUUUACUCGUUCUUACCAGGAGGCGCAGUGAGAGUGCAACCGAUGAGAUUUCAAACACAUGCAAUGAUAAAAGCAACAUCAGGGAUCGACUGCACAGCCAGAAGAGCAGCUCUUUUGAUUCCCUGAAUCUUGGGAAAAAACCCUACCCUGAACCAAAGUCUCCCCAGGGUGUUCCUCGCAUAAUUGUCAUCAGUCCCACCUCUGAAAGCAGCAUCAUCAGCUCCAAUAGUGUCCGAUUCGAAGAUAAUAUUGAAGCAAUGGAAAACAAUGUCUUUGUCAGUCUGAACUUUUCAACAGAAGUAUUUGAGGCAGUGAAACUACUCUCUUGACCAGAUGGAAAUAUGUAUGCUUUGGACAAUCAAAUGGACAGAGGUCAACAUCCCAUACCUUUUUCCAGCAUGUUGAAUUGUCCUGCUUGUGACUUUUACCACAGAAACGGCAGAGCAGAAGAAAAUCUGUGAGAUUAAGCAAGAUAAAGUUCUCUGGCUUGGAAAGAUUUACGUAAAAGACGUUUCGCCUUUGCAUACAAGGCGUUUUUUUGAGUUCUCACACAGAAAAACAACUGUAUUUUUUUUUUUCAAAGCUUGAUGUGCCACACAAAAAGCUUAUCUGGACUGAAAAAAUCCUCAAUAUAUUCUCCUUCUACUAUUUUUUAAUGAAAUCAGACAAUGGAGCAGAAAUGCUGAAAAUCAGACAAGAGUGGAGAUAUAGAGAUACAAUAUUUUUGUUUCCCUUUACUCCUUAAAUCAAUAAGAAAUUGAAGGAAAGCAAAACAAUAUCAUGUUCUAACUGUGUCUUUGAAGCUCAGAUAUUCAUUUUUUAUCUUGUGCUAGCUUCUUUAGGCCACAUGGACCAGAUUUAUACUGGCAACAAUUCAGCAGUGUAAUGAAAAGUGAAGCAGUUCAAACCCUCAGGAAAGGUAGGUUAUCUCCCAUAACACCAUGAUAUUUCUCUCCACGCUCACUCUUCUGAUGCUGCUCUGUUGUAGUUGGUCAUUCUAAAACAGUGGCAACAAUGUAAAUCAUUUGAGGUGUAAUUUGUUGAGAUGUAAGUCCAUCUCAGCAAAUCAGAAGCACAUCAAAAGUCAUUAUUUCAUAACUGGGAUUGAAUUGUAAUGUAGGUAAUAGAAUAUUAACCUGUCUGAGCUGGAAUAAAUUCAAUAUAUACAUAUUUCUGUAUAUAAACUGGAUUUUUUUUAUAUUGGCCAAUAUUGGCCAGUACAAGACUGGUAACAUCCUACAAGAAAGGUAAAUACCAAAAUGUCCUUGUUAAAGAACUUGGUCGUUUAUAGAGUUGUGGAUCCAAAUAUAUUGAUAGGAACUUGCGUGGAAGACAAAAAUAUUUAAAAAAUGCAAGACCCAGUUGGUAAUGAUAUUAAUAAGCCGCCUAGGGUGGGAUUUACUGUUUUUAUAAAAUACACAGCAAAUUAUUGGCUUCCUUUCUCAUCAGCACGUCUGAAAUAUUUUUAAUUGUUUUUCACCAAAAGAUCAAGGCUGCUAGUCUUACACUCUCCACCGUUCAAGAGGUUUUCUACUGUUCAAAUUGAUUUAUUUCUUACUGCAUGUCCAUCUGCCACCAUUUUCACAUCAUUCUGACAACUGACACCACGGAGGACUCACAAGCCAACAUUUAGUGAGUAAAAAUAUCCAACAGUCUUGAGUGGAACACGGAAACACCAGAACCUUUUUGCAACAACUGAACAAUAAAGUGAGUAAACACAAAACCUAAAAAAAUUUACAAAAGCUUUGGUUUGGAUAAGGAUAAUGUGUAUGUUUAUGAAUCAAUUACUUUUAGCAAACUGUUUUAGCCAUUAUUACAUCUUGUUGAGGCCUGUUUCUAUGUAUACCACAGCUUAUUUUCUUUCCAAUCUCUGUAGAUUUAAAGUCAAAAGAUGAAAUUAUUGUAAAUUGUGUAAAAAGUACAUCCGUUCAUGAGAAAUACUACAUCUUACCUCGCAUAGUUUGCACAUUUUCUUCAUAUCAAUGUCACUGUUACUCUUUCCAUGUAGUCUUAAAUUCCACCUGUUUACCAUCUGUUCUUGACAUCAAUGUUUCCUACAUUUUAUUCUGUAAUUUCCUGUAGAUAAGUUGUUUAAAGAUUCAAAUGUCAUACUGUUGCUACUGUAUGUUCUGAUUUGUUUCUUAUUGUUUCUUCAUUUUAAUAAAUGUUUUCUCAUUUUAAAAAAUUUAAAAAGAUGUCAAUAUACAGUAGAUAUACAGACAAUAUCUAUAUUGUCUACAUAUUGCCAACCAAAGAAUGCUCCAUGGACCUAAUGAAAACUAUUUUCAAAAAAAAUUAUGUGUUUAAUAAACCUGUUUUGAAUUCCA